Malus domestica (apple) is the source of this 1208-nucleotide messenger RNA. RefSeq names its product ras-related protein RIC2. Gene Ontology annotation, cellular component: endosome. Gene Ontology annotation, molecular function: GTP binding; GTPase activity. Gene Ontology annotation, biological process: vesicle-mediated transport. NCBI's taxonomy places the organism in Eukaryota, Viridiplantae, Streptophyta, Magnoliopsida, Rosales, Rosaceae. The record is from RefSeq and is a predicted model, not a curated record.
CAAGUUCCACAUUCCUUUGAAGACAGCAGUCUUGCACCGGUCUGACACGCCUCUGAAAAGCCGAAAGAUCGAAGGGAAAGGAAGCAAAAUCCACCGAAACAAACAUAAAAAACAAAGAUCUCAGAGAGCGAAAGCAAAUCAGCGGGAGAGAUCCGAAGGACAAGAUCGCCACCUUCUUCUUAGAAGCGAAAGAAACUUCAAACUUUUUUCUUUGGGGUCACAGUAGUAAUGGCUGGGUACAGAGCUGAGGACGACUACGACUACCUUUUCAAGGUGGUGCUGAUCGGCGACUCCGGCGUUGGCAAGUCCAACUUGCUGUCGAGGUUCACCAGGAACGAGUUCAGCCUCGAGUCUAAGUCCACCAUCGGCGUCGAGUUCGCCACCCGCAGCUUGGAUGUCGACGGCAAAGUCAUCAAGGCUCAGAUUUGGGACACUGCCGGCCAAGAAAGGUACCGGGCAAUAACAAGUGCUUACUAUCGAGGGGCUGUGGGUGCACUGCUUGUGUAUGAUGUCACUCGGAAUUCAACUUUUGAAAGUGUGGAAAGGUGGUUAAAGGAGUUAAGAGACCACACUGAUCCCAACAUUGUCGUCAUGCUUGUUGGUAACAAAUCAGAUCUUCGUCAUCUUGUGGCAGUCUCAACUGAGGACGGAAAAUCCUUUGCCGAGAGGGAGUCUCUCUACUUCAUGGAAACUUCUGCACUCGAAGCGACCAACGUGGAUAACGCAUUUUCUGAAGUCCUCACUCAGAUCUUUCGAGUCGUGAGCAGGAAAGCCAUGGAGUCUGGCAAUGAAGGAGCUGCUUCAGCUGUUCCUCAAGGGGAGAAAAUCGAUGUUGGUAAAGAUGUUUCAGCUGUGAAGAAAGGUGGGUGUUGCUCAACCUAGAGUCCGAAUCUGCACCGGAUGUAGCUGGUUUGUGUUUGCCACAUCUGUUUUUCCCUAUACCGGGGUUGUGUAAAAAAAAAUCUUGGAAAUUCUGCCGGCUUUAGGAGAUAGGAAGGCGGGGUUCGGUGUUUACUUCCAUUGUCAUUAUCAUUAAUUACCCUAAGGCAGAUAUGUUUAGCUGAUCAAGAGGAGCUUGUUUAGUAACAAGAUAUUACAUGUUCUUACUUUUCAUAGGUGUUGAAUGGGGGGUUUACUUUCACCCGAAUUUUUUCGGUAUUCCGAGGUUAUUCUUGAGACUAAUUAAUUGAAAUUGUUUAUUCAACUUC